GGCAAGUCAACCAGCUAGACCUUCAAUGAACCCCCUGUCUGUGAGAGUCGGGAUGUCUCCUGAUAACAAGCGCAUGGAGCAGUGCAUCAAGUUUGUCGAUGGCGCGAACACCGUGACCCUCUGCCUACGCGGACCGUUGGCAUCUCCGACCAUCAAGAGCUGGUACCUCGAUAGUUUCUAUACACCCCAAACGGGAUCAGAUUGGACAAAGAUUGUCAGGCCGACGUAUGUAUCCGGCCUGUGUCCUACGCAUCCGAGAACGAGUGUUGGCUGAAAGGCCCUCGGAAGCCGAA
Mixia osmundae IAM 14324 is the source of this 293-nucleotide messenger RNA. RefSeq lists its product as uncharacterized. Bases 53 to 274 code for a protein of 73 amino acids. NCBI's taxonomy places the organism in Eukaryota, Fungi, Basidiomycota, Mixiomycetes, Mixiales, Mixiaceae. The record is from RefSeq and is a predicted model, not a curated record. The transcript has 3 exons.